Messenger RNA from Camellia sinensis, 678 nucleotides. Lineage: Eukaryota; Viridiplantae; Streptophyta; Magnoliopsida; Ericales; Theaceae. The record is from RefSeq and is a predicted model, not a curated record.
AUGAUAGAUUUUUAUCCCUAGAACAAAUUGAGGAUUGAUUUUUCUUGACAAUAUCACUUCUUCACAAAGCUUAUAUAUUUGAUUUAGACGAAAGCUGAGACUCUGAGAGAGAGAGAGAGAGAGAGAAUGGCGAUGGAGUCGGAUAAUGGAGCUUUCAUGGAGAAAUUCAUACUAGAAGCAAGCUCUUCUUCACCUCAUGAACUUGCCUUAAAAGGACUCACCUUUGCCGUUAAAGACAUAUUUGAUUUGGAUGGAUAUGUUACUGGGUUUGGAAAUCCCGAUUGGGCACGGACCCAUUCGGCUGCCACGUCAACAGCUCCAGCAGUUUUGGCUGUGUUGAGGGAAGGUGCUACAUGUAUAGGUAAAACUGUCAUGGAUGAAAUGGCAUACAGUAUAAAUGGAGAAAACAAACAUUAUGGGACACCCAAAAAUCCAUGUGCACCAGAUCUGGUGCCUGGAGGAUCUUCUAGUGGAUCUGCUGUUGCAGUUGCUGCAAUGCUUGUAGAUUUCUCCUUAGGUACUGACACUGGAGGAAGUGUAAGAGUUCCUGCAUCAUUUUGUGGGAUUUUGGGGUUCCGGCCUUCUCAUGGUGUUGUUUCAACCACUGGGGUCAUUCCUAUGGCACAGAGUUUCGACACUGUCGGAUGGUUUGCUAGGGAUGCAGAGAUCUUGAACCGA